Messenger RNA from Drosophila montana, 724 nucleotides. RefSeq names its product cuticular protein 49Ah (gene Cpr49Ah). The record is from RefSeq and is a predicted model, not a curated record. Bases 1 to 672 code for a protein of 223 amino acids. Gene Ontology annotation, cellular component: chitin-based extracellular matrix. Gene Ontology annotation, molecular function: structural constituent of chitin-based larval cuticle. The transcript has 2 exons. Lineage: Eukaryota; Metazoa; Arthropoda; Insecta; Diptera; Drosophilidae.
AUGGUAAACCAAGAAUGCAGCAGCCAAUCAUUUGACAUUUUCAAUGGCCAGCGGACACCACAGGCCCACUUUGCUGAUCUGUGGAUGGGCCAAAUACUUAUUUCGCUGUUUGCCCUAUCGUGCCAUGCCCAGCAUCAGCACCAACAUCAGCAUCAGCAUCAGCAUCAUGCACACCUAAAUGCUAACAAUAUUCCGCGCGAUGAGAAACCCGAUCAUCGCCAUGAGGAUCCACGCGAGACGAGCACCUGGAUACCCAUACUGAAGUACAACAAGGAGCAGAGCGAGGAUGGCAGCUACAAGACCGAAUACGAGACCGGCAAUAACAUAAUACACGAGGAGACGGGCUUCCUCAAGGAUUUCGAUACCAAUCCGAAUGGCGUUUUGGUGCAGCACGGCCAAUACUCAUACCAAUCGCCAGACGGUACCUUGGUCAAUGUGCAGUACACAGCCGACGAGAAUGGCUUCCGCGCAACUGGAGAUCACAUUCCCACACCACCAGCCAUACCCGAGGAGAUACAAAAGGGCCUGGAUCAGAUCUAUGCGGGCAUCAAGCUGCAGCAGGAGCGCCUGGAGCAGCGCGCCAAGAAUGAUCCCACCUUUGCCAAGAAGCUGGAGGAACGGCGUGUGGCCAAUCAGAAUGGCCAAUACAUUGGCCUGCUGGAGAAUCAGUAGAGAGACGACGCAACCAAAACCUCUCAACCAGAUAACGUGCUGCAUUUUUGAU